GUGCUCGACUCGAACUUAUCCAAUGCCUAUGCAUUGCCUAGGUUGCUUAUCACUUCGGCUGUUUUCAUUAAUUUUUCGAAAUGAGAAGUUCUUUCGUAGAGUUUUUAUGGCUUUUGGGUUUAUCUGAAACCGAAAGCUGACUAUGCUUUUCCAUCCUCAACUAUAUAAACCCCUCGCUAUCACCCAUAACCCAUCACGGAUAAAGCUAAACACUUUGCUUGUGUUGUGUUUGUAUAAAUUUCAAAACAAGGUUGUGUCAAAGUUGCCCAUUACCUCUUCUUUCUUUUCUUUCCCAUAUAGCAAAAAAGCUCAAGUUAAUGAAAGAAAUGGCGGCUUCAUUGCUUGUAUCCUCCUCUUGCCUAAGUGGGUCUCUUCUAGUUCCCCAAGUCAGGCCUCAGAUUCUCACUCAGAGGACACCACCUCAACACUUUUCUGGCUCGGUUUCUCAGUCAAGAAUUAAACGCAAGGCUCCAAACUUCUGUCCUACGGCUACUACUCUAAGAAGGAAUUUAGAAGCGACCCGAGUGCCAACUUCUGUCCCAGUUCGCGUAGCUCAUGAGCUUUUACAAGCUGGCCACCGCUACUUGGAUGUUAGGACCCCUGAAGAAUUCAGUGCAGGACAUGCUCCUGGGGCUGUUAACAUCCCUUACAUGUACAGAAUUGGUUCAGGGAUGACAAGGAACCCUCACUUUCUAGCAGAAGCAUCAUCACAUUUCAGAAAGCAAGACGAAAUUAUUGUUGGAUGCCAAAGUGGAAAAAGGUCUAUGAUGGCUGCCACUGAUCUCUUAGCUUCUGGCUACACUUACAUUACUGACAUAGCUGGUGGAUUUGCUACUUGGUCUCAUAAUUCACUCCCAAUGGAGUAGAAGUAGUUUGAAGAAAGAAGCAAUAAAUAUAAGAAUAACUUUCUAAUGGGAAGAAGGGAAAAAGAUGUAGAAGCAUUAUUCAAAUUUGUACCAACUUCUUCUUCUUUUUUGAAUUUGGAGGGUGUUGUUGCACAAAUUGUAAAAUAAAUUAGAAUAAGGAAAAAAAAUGUGGGUAAUAUGUAAGAACAAAAAAAAGCUUGUAUAUUGUGCAUUUAUAGAAAAAUGAAAACUUGUCAAACUUUGUAAAAAGUUUUUCUUAUAAAUGUGUCUUUUUUGUCCUCA
This is a messenger RNA of Humulus lupulus (European hop), 1148 nucleotides long. Its product is annotated as thiosulfate sulfurtransferase 16, chloroplastic-like. The record is from RefSeq and is a predicted model, not a curated record. The transcript has 7 exons. Lineage: Eukaryota; Viridiplantae; Streptophyta; Magnoliopsida; Rosales; Cannabaceae. The coding region runs from base 318 to 866 and encodes 182 amino acids.